UACAUCGUGGUGUUUCGUUGUGAAUCGCAUCAAGUGGUAAAAGUCUUGCUUUUAUGACUAGUACGCCUCUCCCUUCAAAUAGGGGCAGCUGGGUAUGAAUAACAAAUACCCUGAACCCGCCCAUUUAAUGUUUAUUGAUCAGCUCUCCAGCAGGCCUAUCUGACAGCACUCACAUUCAGUCUGGAUAUGGCGUCGCUGCACCGACACGGGAUGCGUUUUCACCUCUCUGUGGGAAUUCGGCAGUCGCGUACCGGGACGGCACUUCUCGGCUCUCGUCGCUGUUAAUAGCGAUCAUACAUGGCGAUGGAGGACGAGGAUAAUAGCACAGCGGUCGUGGCGACGAACACCCAACAGAAAGGAGGUGAUGUCGGAGAUAACGGGGCUUGCAUAGACAGGCAGCCGGACACGGUGGUACACCAAGCGGGGCUGAAUCAGACUGCAGGUCGCGGCAGCCGCAGUGGUCCGGGAUAUCAUGCUGCGACGGGGAUCCGAGUGCUCAAGCAGCGCAACAUGAAGCGGAAUGGGAGUCGUGGCUGUGUGACGAGAAAGACCAGAUUUGGAUCAAGAGAGCGGGACUGGCUGAAGGGGGACACCCAGCGGGGCUGUGUGUGUCUGUAUGGGGGGACAGUGGACCCCCAGCCACCUGCAGCUGGUCCACAGGCCUCCUCCACCCCUCAGACAGACCUGCAGCUGGUGCUCUGCUCCACCAGUACCACAGUGGAGGAACUGUGUGCUCAGAGGGACGGACAGGGACUCUAUAUUCAGCUGCAUGGCGACUUAGUCAGGCGGCUGGACCCCUGUGAGCGCCCGCUCCAGAUGCUGUAUGACUACCUGGCAGCGUUGGGCUACGCAGAGCCUGUACGAGUGCAGCAGGAAGCAGCCAACUCAGACCUCAGCUGUUUGAUCCGUUUCUACAGUGAGCGUCCAGUGAAUGCAGACCAGCUGGAGCGGACCCUGCUGAAAGGCGUAUUCAGCGUCAGGAAGGGCAAGUCGCAGCUGCACAAGUGGGCAGAGCGGCAGGUCAUCCUCUGUGGCACCUGUCUAAUUGUGGCCUCCGUCAAAGACAGCCUGACUGGGAAGAUGCACAUCCUGCCCCUGGUGGGGGGAAAGGUGGAGGAGGUGAAGCGGAGGCAGCACUGUCUGAUGUUCAGCUCAGCCGGAUCACAGGCCCAGACAUACUUUGUCAACUUUGACACACUCGCAGACUACCAGCGAUGGCAUCGGCAGGCAUCAAAAGUGGUGUCUCAGACAGUCAGUCUGGUGGACCUGUCGUGCUACAGUCUGGAAGUAGUGCCUGAAUAUCUCUUUUACUGUCAGGAUAUCACCCACCUCAACCUGAGACACAACUUCAUGAGCCUUCAGGGGCCUGGAGGCCUGCUCAACCUCCCCAGGUUUUCUCAGCUGAAGAGUCUGAACUUGUCUCACAACCGUCUGGGUGUGUUCCCUGAAUGUGUGUGUGAGAUCCUCACCCUGACUGAACUCAACCUCUCCUGUAAUAGUCUCCACACAGUCCCUGUGGAGAUAGGCAACCUUCAAAGCCUGCAGACACUGUCUUUGGAUGGAAACCAUCUCAGCUCCCUACCUGAAGAUCUGGAUGGCCUGUCCCAGCUCAACAGCCUAGGGCUGUCCUUUAACAACUUCUCUCACAUCCCUGCUGUGCUGGAGAGGCUGAGUGCAGUGGACAAGCUGGCCAUGGCUGGGAACAGAGUGGAGAGUCUGGAGUUGUGUACUGUGGCCAGAAUGAGCCACCUGAAAAACAUCGACCUCCGAUUGAAUAGGCUGCACUGGGUGAAAAGUGAGAGUCUAGAGGCAGUGAGUCAGGUGACCCAGCUGGAUUUACGGGACAAUUGCUUAGACUCACUGGACCUGAGCUCAGUCUGCAACCUGGAGACUCUGCACUGCCAGCGCAACCAGCUGGGGACACUCACACUCAGCGGUUUCACACUGCGGAUGCUUCAUGCCAGCAGCAACCGCCUUACAACAGUCAACAUCUAUCCAGUCCCUAACCAGCUGACAUACAUGGACCUAUCACAGAACCUUUUGGAGUACCUUCCGGACUGGGUGUGUGACUGCAGGAAAAUUGAGAUGCUGGACGUCACGCACAAUCUCCUGUCUGAGCUUCCUUCCAGACUGCUCAACAGCUUGAGUUUGAGAAAGCUGCUGGCGGGGAACAACUGUUUGCAGAGAGUGCCUGACCUACUUGACCACAUCCCUCUGGAAGCCCUAGACCUCCAGCACAACAAGCUAGCCGAGCUCCCUGAGACUCUGUUUUACAAGGCCUUAAACCUAAAAUACUUAAAUGUAUCAGCCAAUGCCCUGGAAAGUAUUCCACCCAGCAGCCCAUCCGAGGAGAGCCUCAGCACACUCCAGGAGCUCUACCUGACGAGCAACAACCUGAAUGAGAACUGCGGUGCUCUGUUGGUCGGACACCAGAACCUGCGGGUUCUUCACAUUGCCUACAACCAGUUGCUCUCCUUCCCAGCCAGUAAACUGAGUAAGCUGGAACUGCUGGAGGAGCUAAAUCUGAGUGGCAACAAGCUAAAGGCUAUCCCCUCCACUGUGUCCAGCUGUAAGAGACUGCAUACCCUCAUAGCACACUCCAACCAAAUCACUGUCUUCCCAGAGAUCCUCAACCUGCCCGAGAUCAAGCUCGUAGAUCUAAGCUGUAAUGAGCUGACUGAGAUCCAGCUGCCCGACUCGCUGCCUUCCACUCUGCAAGAGCUGGACCUGACAGGCAACAACAGCCUGAUGCUGGAACAUAAAACCCUCAACCUCUUCAGUCAUAUCACCACCCUAAAAUUAGACCAGAAAUCCACCACGACAGCAGGAGACUCACAGAGUGCCUCCACUCCAUGGAACCACGGCUACUCUGAAAUGAGCGGGCAACGGAACAAGUUGUGUGUGUCCGUACUGGCUGUAGACCGGUUUGGAGACGGUGUGGAAGCAUGUUAUGGCAUCUUUGACGGAGACCGCAAUGAGGAAGUGCCUCGGCUGCUGCAGUGCACCAUGGGAGAUGUGCUUUGCGAGGAACUGCAGCACUCCAGUAUUGACAGUGUGUAUAUGUGCAACACUUUCCUCACCUCACACAGGAAACUAGGAAUGGCUGGCCAGAAACUGGGAGCUUCUGCCUUGCUGUGUUAUAUUCACCAUGAGCCUUCAGAUCCAGGAGGCUACUUUAGCCUCACUGUGGCCAAUGUGGGCACCUGCCAGGCAGUUUUGUGUCGGGACGGCCGACCUGUACCUCUCUCUAAGGUUUACAGCUUGGAGAACUGCACUGAGGAGAUGGAGAGAGUUAAACUCAGCAAAGCCAUUAUUACCGAGGAUAACAAAGUGAGUGGAGUGACAUGCUGCUCCCGCCUGCUGGGCUGCUCAUAUCUGUCUCCGUGGGUGCUUCCAAAGCCCUGGGUGCACACUGAGCCUCUCUGUACUCAGGAUGAGUUCUUGAUCCUGGGGAAUCGAGCACUGUUUGAACGAGUCUCCUACCAGGAGGCCGUGUGCACUGUGCAGGCUGUGCGGGAUCCUCGCGCUGCUGCCAAGAAGCUGUGUUCACUCGCUCAGAGUUAUGGCUGCAAAGACAACAUUGAGGCUGCAGUAGUAUCCCUGCAUAUUGGUGAGGACAGCUGUACCUGUGAGCCACCUAUCUCUUCCACUGAACCACGGGGUCCCCCUCCCGUCGCUGUGCCUGUGCCUGUGACUGUGACCCCAGGCCCCACUGACCCGGUCCCCCUGUCAUCCAGCAGCGGUAUUGUCUCUGAGUUCAACAGUGAGACAUCCGCCUCAGAGGUGGGCAGCGAGGCGGGCUCCACCGCCUCAGACGAGCACCCAUCCUCUGGCCCUGCGUCCCGUCCAGAGAGGCGCUGUAGCCUACACCCUGCUACUACACUGUGUGGGAUCAUGGUGCCAGGCUCAGUUGGGGCAGGAACCCACCCAGGCCUAUUCCAGCGGCAACCCUCCUGCGCUACGUUCUCAAGCAACCACUCUGACAACGGCUUGGACAGUGACGAUGAAGCUCCACUUGAGGGUGUGAUCUCCAAUGGCAGCAAGUUGGAAGUAGAGGUUGACAUUCACUGCUGUGCUUUCCAACUACGGUCAGGGGCCCCUGUGAGCCCCAAAGACCUGGACCUUGAAAAGCGAGGUUCUGAUUAUCCCAAUGGCAAAAUGCGAAGACAGAACAGCGUGGUGGUUUCUGCUACGAACGGCUGCCUUCUGGCUGUGUGUGGGAGAGAGAUUGCAGACCUCAAAAAGUCUCCUUCCACAUCCAGCCUGUUUGGGAAGAAACUGUCCAAUGGCUCUGUGGUAGCCCCCGAGGACAGUCAUAAUCUCAUUGAGGUGGCCCUGGAGGCUCCGAAGAAGAAAUCUGGCUACUUCACUGCCCCAGCACAACAGGACCCUGAGGACCAGUUCAUUGUGCCUCCUAGUCUGGAGCAGGAGGUCAGGGAGCAGCUAAGAGGCCAGAGCCCUCUAGUCUCAGGCCCCCCCUUACCAUCCAUACCCCCUUCCUUAAGAGACCCUGUGUGGGAUCAUCCACACCCACCUGCAUUUGCUUCCAACCUGGUCCCAGGUCCAGGACCGGUCCCCAUCCUACAGCACGAAGUCUACGAUACCGCCCUCUAGAGGGGGGACACAUCAGAGCGUCAUACGGCUGGAAUUCUGUGACAGUAAGAGCCAUUCCAGGGAAGAAGUGGAGAUUUUUCUGAUACAUGGGGGAUAUUCCAGUUCAAGUUGCUAUUCAGAUCUUUUGUGAGGACAAGACAAACCUGUGGGACUUUGAUAGUCACUAUGUAAUGCUGCGGCAUUAAGGUGAGGUAAAAAAAAAAGGUUUCUGUGCACGGUCUGACUAUCGGAAGAAAUAGGAGCGACUAAAAUCCCAGUUUAUAAAAUGACGUUGUGAAAAUGAUGGCUGGCUAUCGUAGACCAAAACAAGCCUGACUUGAGAUGGGAUACCUCAUGUGUUAAGACAUGUCAGCAACAUUUCCCUUUACUUGGAAAGCAAGCAAUCUAGAGAGUGUGAAUGAGAGAUUGUGUUCAGUGAGGUCAAACCUCCUCUCCAUGGGCUCCGUGGUCCUGAAGAGGUCCUGAAGAGAAGCCCUGUGACUGAAACUUGAAAAAGUGCCUACUGCAGACGACUCAGCCUAGAGCUCCCCCACAUCCAGGCUGUGUUUUGGGGAUGUGAGCUUGUUAAAUUCAUUUUGGAGGAGGGACAGUGUCUCCAAGAGACCCACACUGACACAGCUUCUGCUCUCCUCCUCUUCCUGUGGCUUAUAAAGGAAAUCAGACGAUAUAAAUGCUUGUAAGGCACAUAGGACUGGAAGAUGUGAAGACAAGAUAACUGCAUUUACAUAGCCAGAGACGUUAUGGUUCGGUUUUAUUUUUAACAUUCCCACACAAUAUGUAUAGAAUUGUCGAUAUAGGAUUAAUUAGUUCUAUACAAUAUAGUACACUCUCACAACUAGCAGCCAAAUGACGUGGUGUGCUUGAGCUGCUGACACCGAGAUUGAAAAGUAUCGCUAUUUAGAACAACGCAUUUUGAAUAGCUGUCAAAAAGGAUAUCAAAGUCAUUCAACUGUACAGAGCGGAUGUGUUGUCGAGUUCAAAAACCCUCAUGACAGUAUUAUCUGUGACCGCGCAUGAUCAAAUGGUCUCCUUAAGAACUGCAUAGAGGAAUAAAAGUUUAAUUUCAAUUUAGUCUGUUUUAUGGUCACAGAUUAGUGGACCCCAGGAUAUCAUUUCUUAUUUUAUUUUUUUUAUUUGUCAAGAGAUGAAGGAUGAAAGCAGUAUUUAUAUGUACUGUAAGAUAUUUCCACUGGUACUAAGUUUGUAUAUUUUAGUGUAUCCAAACUUUGGGGGCUGCUACCCUUUCAAAAUAUGUAAACAUCCAUCCAUGCAGAUUCAAUUAUUGUCAUUUUUACAUCUUAGCAAAUAUUGCUUUGCUCUUUUAUGCACUGCAACACAUCCAGAUGACUUCCAGGGUGUGUUAUCUUGGCCCAUUAUGAACGGAACUAAAUCUGGUCUGUAGUCACAAAAUCCCACAACGUUUGAACCACAGUUGUACAUGUAAGAGCAGAACUUAGGGAUAAAGAAACAAUUCUAUUUUUCACUUCCACAUAUUGCAUAUAUGCCAUUUCCUGAUCAGGGGUCAAUGCUUAGAGUUCAGAUCAAACAGUUGGUAUAAAAAAAAAGAAUCCGUGCAGCAACAGUAUAAGGUACUGCAGCAAGAAUACACCGGUUCAGUCCGUUACUAACUAGAUAAUGCAUUGUUCCUCAUUAAGUCACGUACAGCGCUUCAGCAGGUAAUAUCACGACUUCCUAAUCAUUUCCAUUUUUUCUAAUAUUUGUAAGAUUAAUCAUAUUUAUCUCAGCUGAAAGUAAAAAAAAAAUACAUUAUUUAUUUGAAUUAUCAGGUAAAUAUUAUGGAUCCCGUUCCUGAACCUCCCCACCUUGUGCCAAAAGAGAAAGCAGCUCUGCUGCAGUGGUUAUAAGAAGGCCAAAGUUGGGUAAUUGCUCAUGUCAGUGAUUACUACAUUACAUGUAUAUUUUUGCCACUCCAAGUCAGUAGUGGUGCAGUUCAUGGCAUUCCACAGCUGUUGCAUAGCUGGACCUUUCCGUGUUCCCUUUUAGCCUUAAAGUAAACACUUCUCAGUAUUUUUGAAAGGAGAAGCCCUUUGUUUCAUUCCACUCAUGUUCUUUUUGUGACUGAGGUCUUUCGCUCCGGGCUGUUGUUUAUCGAAGAAGCCCCUCUGCCCUUUCUCUGCUCCACAGGAAUGAGUGAUAAGUCAGUGAUGAAGCCUUAAUUGAUGUGCCAGUUUUUGACUCAUGGUUAAAAGCACUUUGUACAUAUAAAAUAGUUAUAUUCAGAGUUAUGUAUAUUUGAGUUUAAUAUAUGAGAUAUUUUUCAACAUAGCGUGCUUUGAUUAUUGUGGCUUCCCUCAGUCCAACAUAUCACCUCUUGUCUAUGAAUACAUAGCCAACACAACAUGUGCUUACUUAGAGUGACAUCAAGACAAUUCACAUUUACUCCAUGGUGUGUUUUCAAUGUGACAAAUAUUUCUUUUGUUGUUGAAGUUUCUUUUGUUUGCUUUCAGUAACAUCCGGAUUUUACUGAAUGAUAUUUACAUUUUUGACAUCAGCACCACAAACAGCACUAUAUAUGUUUUCAACCACACUAACACUAUCUGCUGACUUUACUCUUACUCUCUAUAAAUAUGAAUUUGCCCCCCCUCCUGGCAGAAAACGAGGCAAUACAGUUAUUGUUUUUUUAUUUAUACCCAGUAUCGAUAUUUAGUUGAAACGUUGAGCUCAUUGCUUCCUCGACAUCUGGCGUAGCUGGAAAUGUUUUUUGAAACCUCUCUAUAAUAAUUACAUGUAAUGAAAGCAUUAGUCUAAGAUAAUAUUUACCAUAAUCCACAUCAAGGACCCGGUAUUGUCCUUAUUGUGCUUAUUUAGAAUUCAGACACUGAUUCCAACUGACGUUUUGAUUUUUUUCUUUUUCUAAAAUGAAGAAUGGGAAAGCAUCAUUUAUUAUGCGGCUAAACAUUUGCUUCCAGUCACUUUACUGAUCAGACUGUGCAGUGUCGGAGAUGCCAAACACCCGGGACCGACACAUGGUGUCAGGCGUCUGGACCGAUGCCACUGAAACAUGGAUGGGCGCUACAAGGUGCAGCUAGAAAAGCUGAAAGACAGAUUGUGAUUGUGAAUAAUAUUGACACACAUCUGAAACAAGUUGGAAGACUGAACUGUCGAGCACGUUCGGAGAGGAGAAAUUGAACUUUCCAUAAUGUUUGAAACGAAAUGGUGGGAAUUGCUGAUACAAAUAUGCAAAGUGUCAACUGUAUAUAUAUAUUCAUGUAUAUCAGAAUAUACAUUUUCAUUUUCAUCACCUAAAACUACAAGAAUCCUAUUUCUCAAUAUGUCUGAAAAUACAUAAUGACUGGUGUAUGUACAGUAUGUAUGAUGUGUGUAAUUUGGGAUUGUGUGUGCAAGUUGCAUUGCUCUUUUUUAUUUUCUGAGUAUGUCCCUUGCUUUGGCUCAUUUGCAGUGUAGUUGAAUUAGUUUGGGCUGCAUUGCACUGCUACAUUUAAUGCUAUUCAAAAUCAUCUUGGUCAUCUUUUCUAUAUAGUUCUACAUUCAUUCCGUCUGUCUUCUGGUUCACACCAUAUAUAUUCACUCACUGUCCUGUCCAAUAUAUGUUUCCAACUUGAAGUAUAUUUGAAUAUUGAUCCAUCAGUGUGCAUGUACAUAUGCGGACUGUGUGCGUAGAUACAGGAAGAGGGAGCACAUGCAGGGUACAGUGCAUUGGCCUAAAAUAUUCCCUUUAAUUCUUAAGUGGAGGGGGUCCAGUGAUGAAAUGCUCCUCAUCCCCUUUGUGCACCAAAAUAGAGAGUAUGUGCAUUCGAGUAGGCAACAGUGUUUUUUUUAAACUGCUGAUUCAUUUCUGAACAGUAAGGGAUCAUCUUCUCUCUGCACAACUUGACAAGCUCCCUGUACCACUACAUUACGAAAUGUCUGUUUGUUUGCAAAAAUGAAGCUUAAGUGCACACGUUCAGUAAGUGUAUGCAUGCCCGUGUGAAUAAUGGAUUGACUGUAAUUCUGCGUGGGUAUGGUGAAUGAAACGGAUCCGAAAUGCUCCAGUUGUUUAACAUGUGACCAAAGUAGCCAUUGUUUAAUCUCACGGUUCCUUUCUGUACUGUACAUUAUUUUCUAGAAAUGCUUGAAUAUUUUUUCUUGAUGCCAAGAAUCUGGUGUUUAUUUUUGUACAUCAUUGUUUCAUGCAAAUUUAUAUUUCCCUCUCCACUACAGAAUUUAAAGUGAUUGGGAGUCUGCAGAAAACUCUCUCUUGUUGUGGUACUUCUUUUGAAGGUACUAAUUAAAGCUGUAUUUAAUGUUGAAAGCAUGCCCUAAAUAUAAAUCCAAACAUAAAAGCAUAGAGUACAUACAAAAUAUGAUUUAUUUGUACAAAAUGGAGCAUAUCUAAUAUUUUGAGUUUUUUUAUUCUAUCAUGCAGAUUACUGAUACAUUUUAUGUUUAUUAAUCAAAAGAUGUAUUAUUUAGGAACAGGUCUAACAAUGAGCACUUUUGCUGUGUGUCAGACAGAAUUGUACUCCCCUUAAACUUUGAGAGUGGAGGAUGGUCGGUAUUUUUAUUUGAAAUGCUGCUAUCAUUAGUUUUAAGCAGACACGCUGUUUUUAAAUUAACUUUAAGCCAAGUAGCAAUAAAACUUUUUACUGUGAAUUUUUUUGUCCUGUGUCCAUUUUGCUCACCGAUUUUAUGAUGAUUUCAUGCCAAUAAAUAUCAUCAAAAUGA
This is a messenger RNA of Anarrhichthys ocellatus (wolf-eel), 9300 nucleotides long. It is a transcript of the gene phlpp2, whose product is annotated as PH domain and leucine rich repeat protein phosphatase 2. Gene Ontology annotation, cellular component: cytoplasm. NCBI's taxonomy places the organism in Eukaryota, Metazoa, Chordata, Actinopteri, Perciformes, Anarhichadidae. The coding region runs from base 298 to 4614 and encodes 1438 amino acids. Gene Ontology annotation, molecular function: protein binding. The transcript has 19 exons. The record is from RefSeq and is a predicted model, not a curated record.